Molecule: messenger RNA, 552 nt
Organism: Raphanus sativus (radish)
Lineage: Eukaryota; Viridiplantae; Streptophyta; Magnoliopsida; Brassicales; Brassicaceae
Exons: 1
Coding region: 61-387 (108 amino acids)
Source: RefSeq, a predicted model, not a curated record
UCCCAUUUUGUUCUCCGAUCAAAUACAUUAUCCACACCUAUUAUUUUGAUAAACACACAAAUGAGGAUUUCGCUGGCUUUAUAUUGGUCAUUUAUUAUGUUCCUUUUGUUUUUCUCUCUGCCUUUACCAGUUUCAUCUGAAAAUCAAGAAAGUAAAGCCCAAACGAUGACGACCUCUUGGAAGCGAAGUCUUGCACAGCACGGCUACUCUCUUCGUGUUUUCAUUAGGAAACGUGGUGGUGGUGGUGGUAGGGGUCGUAGUAGGGGCCGUCAUGUCCCUACUGGCGGUGGUGGUUCGUCGACUACCACUCGACCUUCUCUUUCCAUCACAUUCGGUUUAGGUUCCACUGUCGCGAGCUUGAUGUUGUUGAUGUUCUUCGCCUUCUAGUUACAUAUUUGUGAGCUUCAAGCCUUGUGAAGCUUUUUAUAAAUUGUAAUGGUGUGUUAUUUUUUUUUCAAAUCAUGUGAGCUGAUCAAUAUUGUAAAAUCAGGAAACACACAAAAUUCAUUGUGGCUUGUAUAUGAAAUUGUUAAUUUUAAUCGAAAGCAAACA